AUGAUUGCAUCAAAUGCGAAGCCCGUAUGGUCGCGACUGGCCAAGGGUUUCCGGAAAGGAUUAAAAAAGAAGGUUAACGACGAGGCUGAGAAAGAGAGCCCAUCUUCAACGACUGCAGCAGUGGAUGAGACUAUGAAGUGCGAAAUCAAGCAUCUGGACCAACGCUGGAACGAAAAAGACGAACAAUAUUUUGCCGAACGGAAACAAGAAGUUGAGAAGCCUGAACAGAAGGAUUGGUGGCGUCUGUUUGCCUUUUGUGUUGUUAAGCACUAUUACGACGACGACGAGCUCGAUACAACUCGCUUAUAUGUGAACCCCCAACCACUCCGGCAAUUACUUAAAGAUGUUAUUGGAGAUUACCCGGACGACCCCAUAGAUGUUGAUGAUGUGCAGAUCGAGACGCCGUACUAUUCGCUGUUCCACUAUCGAAAGCAGCUGGAGUCGGAGGGUCUAGAUCGGUUCAAGAACGACGAGGACUCCAAAGCUCAACUGGAACUGCUUAUGAACUGGAUCAAAUCUCACUUCGAGAAUGAUAUUUCUGCUUACGAGAAGUGUAUUUCUGGUCUCAGAGCUAUAUCUUACGAAAGUUUAUGGACUCUAUUCCCGCCAAAUAAGAUCGUACACGCCAAAGUACUCAACCAAAACCGCGCAUUCCGUGUCCACAGCUGCUGGUAUGAGGAGGGCGAUGACCCUCACCUAAAACUCUGGGCUAAUUUCAUCGACUUCGAUGGCAACGCGCUUGGUACGAGGAGGGCUGAGCUGUCUAUUAAGAAGUAUGCGGGAACGCGGCAGCUGACGGAGCUUACUACUAUCCCGCUUGACCUCCAAGACGAUAGUGUCGAGAUUCGUGCCGAGUUAAUCGAGCGUGGCAGGAAAUUCGAGAGUUAUAUAGGGCAACACUUUGAGCAAUACAACGGUGUUGGGCUCAAGAAGACCGAAAGGGGCUAUGCAAGAUUUAACGUCAAAGGGCGCAUAAUGAUUGACUGCGAAACAUACCAUAGGUUCGAAGCCGAUGACGCAUUCGACGUCGAAGAAUUCGGGAAACCUACGAGCUCUAUCAAUUCUAGUCAUAAGACGACUAUAAAUGAAAUCGAUUUUGUGCGCGAGACGAAGACUUUCGAUAAGUUGUCUGACGACGACGCUUCGAUUACUAACGCCACAGUUCGCGGGUAUGCGUUUGGAGUUAAGCAAUUCCUUGAGUUCUUCGUUGAUAAGAUUUCGCCUAUUGAAUGGAACAUUUACUGUUUCGACAAUCUCGUGCUCGACCCGGCAACAAAAAAGACCGUUCAGGCCGUGGUAUCUACGCAUUCAAGCAAGCGGGACGGGUUUGACGAUAUCGUGAAGGGGAAGGGCCAGGGGCUCGUGUGUGUGCUCCAUGGCCCACCCGGUGUUGGUAAGACGUUAACUGCCGAGUGUGUAGCAGAAUACGUCCAGCGACCCCUAUACAUGGUCUCGUCCGGCGAUUUAGGUGUAAACAGUAGUUAUCUAGAUCUUAAUUUAUCACGGAUCAUGGAUCUCGCCUCGACAUGGAAAGCAGUGCUUCUAAUAGACGAAGCUGACGUAUUCCUCGAACAACGAUCACUCCACGACGUGCAGCGGAACGCGAUGGUGAGCGUUUUCUUGCGAGCGCUCGAGUACUAUGGUGGCAUCCUAUUCCUCACCACGAACAGAGUCAGUACGUUCGAUGAGGGCUUUAAGAGUCGCAUCCACGUUCCGAUUAGGUACACGGACCUUAGCUCGACGUCGCGCCUGCAGAUCUGGCGUAAUUUAUGUAACCGCGUGCCCGGCGGCGUCGAACUAAACGAGGAAGAGUUUCAAGACCUUGCUGAGCACGACCUCAACGGUCGCCAGAUCAAAAACGUCAUCAAAGCCGCCGAGAGUCUCGCUGCUUUCGACGGGGUGAAAGUUGAUUACAAGCAGCUAAAACAAGUGACUAAGAUUCAAGAUACGUUCGAGAAAGACCUGACGAAUAUAGGUGGUGUGGACUAUACGGCGCCCGGGGAGUCAAAGAAGAAGGGAGAAGGGUUUAACAUGUUUAUGUGA
Messenger RNA from Daldinia childiae, 2043 nucleotides. RefSeq lists its product as uncharacterized. Lineage: Eukaryota; Fungi; Ascomycota; Sordariomycetes; Xylariales; Hypoxylaceae. The record is from RefSeq and is a predicted model, not a curated record. Gene Ontology annotation, molecular function: ATP hydrolysis activity; ATP binding. The transcript has 2 exons. Bases 1 to 2043 code for a protein of 680 amino acids.